Molecule: messenger RNA, 3270 nt
Organism: Colletotrichum graminicola M1.001
Lineage: Eukaryota; Fungi; Ascomycota; Sordariomycetes; Glomerellales; Glomerellaceae
Exons: 4
Coding region: 1-3270 (1089 amino acids)
Biological process (GO): regulation of DNA-templated transcription
Molecular function (GO): zinc ion binding; DNA-binding transcription factor activity, RNA polymerase II-specific
Source: RefSeq, a predicted model, not a curated record
AUGGCUGAGGCUCUGCUGGGCCUGGCGCCUUCGUAUGGCGACGCGCACAGCGGCAAGCCGCCGAUUGCGCAUCCCGAUGACCUUCCGCGCCUGCUCCGCCGCGACCUCGAAACAAAGAAAACACCCACACGAUGCGAACACAUCUCCAUCACACUCGAAGUACCGUCGACUGUUGAAUUUGCCAUUCAAGCAAGCGACGGCGAUGCGCAAGAAAUCGUUGACCCCGCCUUGGAUGGUGUUCAAGCACACGCCGUCGGGGGCCAGCCUGUGAAGAUCGUGCGCGCCUACGACACCAUUAUCAACCAACCCCACGACAAUCCAGCAUUUCAGCGAGCCGUGGCGAAACAUAUCGCGGGAAUCUUGUCGGUUGCAGACGAGAGCACAUGGGUGGUUCGAGAGGUCUCGCGUGGCCAGUACGGCUGGUCCUUCACCUACAUCUGCAAGGACUCCGUGGCCAUGUGGAACAGGCAGAACGGGAAGACGGUCGCCAAGCCUAUCAUCGGAGACUUCAGCCAGAAGGAUCUGGAACCCGACGUCUCAGGCCGGCCGGCGUUCGACUGCCGCGGCGUUCUCACCAUCGCCUUUUCCAAGAACUCGCGAACCAUCAGUGUCAAGUACGAACAUACGCCCUUCCAUAAGACCGUCGGUGAGAUGAUUGAGCAUUUCCGGCCGCUACCCCCUGCAGCACCGCCAGUUCACCUGAUUCCUGCUGGCGACAGGCCGAAGAAGGCCAAGACGCCAAGAAAGAGAAAGAGCGAGGCGAAUGCGGACGGGACGCCCAGUGUGCCAAAAAGGAAGAAGAGGAAGAGUGAGGCGAAUGAAGACGGAACACCUGGUCAGCCAAGGAAGAAGAGAAAAGAAAACCCAGAUGCAGGCGCUGGAGGUGCGCAGGAAGAGGCUGUCGGCGACGGCCAAACGACAACCACCGCCCCGACCAAGGCGGAUGCUGCUGUGCAAAUCGGCGUUCAUGAACAUGCAGUCCUCAACGUCCCCCCGGCCGAAGCAGCUCGACGUCGUGAGGUUGCCAUUAGACUCCUCAGUGGCAGCGGCGUAGAUCCAGAAAGCCUUUCUGCGGAGCAAUUCAGUAUCUUCGCCAACCAAUCCCCGGAUCUUCAGAAGGAGUCUCUUGCCAUGCUGGUCAAGUAUGGUGCCGAGAGACUCCGAAUUGUGCAUCCCAGUGAUGCCGCUGCGUCGUCGUCAACAACCGCGUCCCCCGCCCCCCAGCAGGCCACAACAGCUGAGUCGGAAGCCGACGAUUCAGAGGUCACAUCGGAAACCCCCGCUCCCGCAAAGAAGAAGCGGCGGCCGCGGAAGUCUAGCCAGGUGGCUGGCGAUGCCGAGGAAGCAGAGUUGAUCCCCGCACCGGCGGGCACGCCAUUGAAGCAAGUCUCGAGAGGUUCCUGCAUUGCCUGCAGAAGGGCCAAGGCCAAGUGCGAUCGAGCCAAGCCUACUUGCUCUCCAUGUGGAGAACAAGAUGUCGAGUGCCAGUAUCCCCUUGUCAGAAAACAGGUGGCCAAGACGAAGGAAGACAGCCCCAAAACGCCGGUGGGCAAUGGCGAUGAUGACGAUGCCGAAGCAGAGCCGGAACCGGAGCACGAGCCCAUCCCGGAGCACGAGCCCAUCCCGGAGCACGAGCCCAUCCCGGAGCCUGCUGUGGAAACUGAAGAGCAGGAGCCUGACGACAUCGAAACCAUCGAUUACACGUCAAACAUGCCUGUUGCCAACAUGAUCACUCCUGCUGUCGAGCCUCCCAGUCAGGACUACUUCAACUUUGGUAAUAACGAGCUAGCAUUCACUCAAGAUUCUUCCAGUGAGAUGAGCAUGUCUCACGGCGCGUCCUCGUAUCCAGAACCUUCGGCUACCGUAACCUAUACAGAGCAACAGACGGCUACCACAAGUUAUGAGCAGACUUCUUCUUCCCUUACUGAGACGGCGACUUAUACUCAGCCAAGUGCGGACACAUCGGGCUACGUCCAGCCUACCAACACGGAAAAUGCUGGCUACUUGCACACUACUACUGACACCAGCAAUCUCAACUACGCUCAGCCUGCGGCUGAAAGCAAACGGUCGACAAGAGACCCCACAACACGGCGUAGCUUGCCAACCGAGCAGCCGCAGCAGUCUACCGCCGAAAACCCUGCCCAUCCUUCGAACUACACGCAGAAUUGGCAUGACUCGUCACCCUCCAAGGUGACAAACAUGCCGUCACCCACCACAAUAGCGCAGCAACACCUGUCGUGGAAGCAAGCUCAAGCACCUGCACCAGCUGCUGCCACGCAGCAAUCGGCUUCUCUUGGCAACCAUGGCCAAACCCAACAGACUGCAUCUUACGCCGCUAUGCAACAGCAGCAGCAGAAAUAUCAGCCUUCUCCCCCGCAGCAAGUGGCUCAAGUAGCUCAGGCGCCUAAGCCUGUUACCCCUGCGCAAGUCUCGCCAUUGCAGGCUCCGGGACAAGCAGCUCGGACUAAGAGUAGGGCUGGCCACCGAGCGUCAACUCACACGCCUGUCAAUGAGCAACGGCCCCCCUCUCCUCAGCAGAUUGUCCAGCCGUCCACUCAGGGGACUACGGAUACCAUCGGCACGAGACUCACGACGUAUCAGCCUUGCACGGCACAGACCACCUCUGCAAACACGACGACUUACCCGUCUUACGACUACGACAGGAGUAACAACACUACGUCACAAAGAACGACUCUGGCUUACACUCCCAGUAACAUUCCGCAAACUAGACAGUUGUACAGUACCCAACCACAAACUCGUAAUAAGCAGGCUUACGGUAGCAACGGUGCGAGUGCGUCAGCUGCUAGCUCCUACACCCAACCCUCGUCGACUGCACCGCAGCAGUCUUCCACGUUGCAGUCAUUCAACACCCGAACCCCGCCGACAGGCAGUCAAGCCAGGUCAUCCACCAGACCCAACAAUCAGCGACAACACCAGCAGCACCAACAGCAGCCGCAACAACAGGCACCCUACAGUUCGUACUCCUCCCAGACGCACCAGCAACCUCACCAGCCGGACCAGCACAACUGGUAUGGUUUCGGGUCGGGCAUUACUGGCUCGUUUUCGUCAGCCAAUGUUUCUGGAGGGUACGCAGCUCGCGGCAGCGCUACUACGAACUACGGCGCUGGCUCGAACGUGAGCAACCCUAACCAGGCAUACCAGCAACAGCAACAUCACAGCUCUGUCCUGAUACCAGGCCAUAACUAUGCCGAAGGCGACAACGACAUGUAUGAGCUGCUCAAGAGUUCUCUUCACGGCCCCGGGCGCUGA